AUGGCACGAAAAGGAAAUCCGAUUUCGGUAAGACUUGAUCUGAAUCGUAGUUCGGAUUCAAGUUGGUUUAGUGAUUAUUAUUAUGGUAAAUUAGUAUAUCAAGAUAUCAAUCUGAGAUCUUAUUUUGGUUCGAUACGUCCACCUACGAGACUUACCUUUGGCUUUCGCCUCGGUAGGUGUAUUAUUAUACAUUUUCAAAAAAGAACAUUCAUUAAUUUCUUUCUUCCUCGUCGACCACAACGACGGAAACGACGCACAAAAUCCAGACCCGGAAAGAAGAAGGGCCGGUGGUGGGAAUUGGGGAAAGUCGGGCCAAUCGAGUGUCUUUAUUCAAGCGAGGGUAGAAAAGAAGAACGAAACGAAGUGAGAGGCCGAAGGGCCGGGAAAAGAGUCGGGUCGAUCAGGCUCGACGACCAGAAAAAGCAAAACGAAAUCAGGGUUUGGCCAAAAAAGAAGCAACGCUAUGGAUACCAUGACCGAUCACCAUCGAUAAAGAAGAAUCUUUCUAAAUCACUUCGGGUCAGCGGGGCCUUCAAGCAUCCGAAAUACGCCGAGGUUGUAAAUGACAUAGCCUUUCUGAUAGAAAAUGAUGAUUCCUUCAAAAAAACGAAGUUAUUCAAGUUCUUUUUCCCCAAGAAGUCCCGCUACGACGGCCCGACAAGACAUCUACUUAAAAGGACCCUCCCUUCAGCGCGCCCUUCCUUGAAUUAUUCGGUCAUGCAAUACUUAUUGCAUACAAAGAACAAAAUUCAUUUCGAUCCCGUCCUAGUUCUCAAUCAUUUCGUGGCACCGGGCGUGGUUGAGCCAUCCACGAUGAAGAGAGCUAAUACGCAGGGAAGACGCUUAGAUAAGAGAAUACGUUCUCGCAUCGCUUUUUUUUUGGAAAGCUCGACCAGCGAUAAAAAGUGUUUGGCCGAAGCCAAAAAGAGGUUGACCCACUUCAUUCGCCAAGCGAAUGAUCUUCGCUUCGCGGGAAGAAGAAAAACCGCCAUCUCGCUCUUUCCUUUCUUCGGUGCUACCUUUUUCUUUCCAAGGGAUGGAGUUAGAGUUUAUAAAGCCCUCUUUUUUAAAGAUGCCCGGGAACAACUCCUAGGUCAAUUAAGGAGAAAAUGUUGGAACCUCUUGGGUAAGGAUAAGGUAAUCAAAUUGAUAGAAAAAUUCAUAGAUCUAGGUGGGAUAAGAGAAUUGAUAAAGGGAAUAGAGAUGAUGAUAGAGAUCAUACUGAAAAACAGAAGAAUUCCUUACGGGUAUAACUCUUAUUUGAACGAAGUGAAAAAAAUGCGAUCUUUGUUGUCUAAUAGAACAAACACUAAUACCUUAAUUGAAUCGGUCAAGAUCAAAUCUGUUUAUCAAAGUGCUUCUUCGAUUGCUCAAGACAUAUCUUUUCAACCGAAAAAGAAAAGAGGAUCAUUUCGUUCUAUUUUUAGUAAAAUAGUGAAAAAGAUUCCAUUAGUAAUGAAAAAGGGGGUAGAGGGGAUCCGUAUAUGUUGUUCAGGUCGAUUAGAAGGUGCAGAAAUUGCUAGAACUGAAUGCGGAAAGUAUGGAAAAACAUCCUGUAAUGUAUUACACCAGAAAAUUGAUUAUGCUUCUGCGGAAGUAUCUACUCGUUACGGAAUCGUAGGUGUCAAAGUGUGGAUUUCUUAUAGUAAAAAAGAAAAAGGACGUGCUAUAUCCGAAACGUAA
Molecule: messenger RNA, 1683 nt
Organism: Spinacia oleracea (spinach)
Lineage: Eukaryota; Viridiplantae; Streptophyta; Magnoliopsida; Caryophyllales; Amaranthaceae
Source: the annotation of a RefSeq genome assembly